CCAAUGACAAAAACUCUUCGACUAUGACAAGUCCACAUGUGACCGGUGUCACCGGAAUGCCAACUGUUAAACAGGGCGAUGCUUCAAAUCUGACCUGCGUUGUUGAAAGUUUCCAUCCAUUUAACAUCACAUGGACACCUGGCUCCAACAAAAACUUGCAAAAACAAAGCCCUCAGAAUGACACUGGAAAAGCCACUCUUGUGGUCCGUAAUGUGACGGAAGAACAUGGACAGUACGUCUGUACAGCAAAACACCAGGAUACAACUCUGACUAUAUAUGCUGAAGUAACUGUGAGAUUUCAGUUGAAAAACCGGACCGUUGUGUGUGUCAGUGAGAAGUUGUCUUUACCCACCAUCAAAUGGCCAUUGUUGAAGAACGACACUAUUACUACAACUAUGUCAGACCAUACAGACUACAGUGUAUCUGCAGAAGAUUACAACUUCACCACUGUAGAGUGUAUCAGUAGCACUGAUUUGGGGAAAGCACAACAGAACCAGUCAUCUAAUGGGUCAUAUCUAGACAAUCUACUCCAGAAAUUGUCAACAAUUGUUCAACAGCCACAAGUCAUCAUUGCAUUUUUGACUGGGAUACUUCUUUCAGCAACCAUCUGCUGUUUGGUCAGAAAAUGCCACAGAACAAAACAGAAGAGCUCUGGAAAUGUGGCUGAGACUCUGGAGAUGGUGACUACCCAAGAAGAUCCGCUGAUCAAUGCUGGUGAAGCAGUGGAAAAUGAUGGGACCCAUGACCAAGAGGCAGAUGAAGGAGGAGCUGUGGCUGGGCAGUCAGCCCCUGAAGGUGACGUGGAGCCAAAAGAGGUGGAAUACUCCAACAUUGACUUCUUUGUGUUGAAAAGGAACAGUCCCUCAGAUAAGACACAAGAGACCACUGAGACAGAGUAUGCUGAAAUUAAGAAAGGAGAUAAAGAGGAAAGACAAGACAAUGGCCGAGAGGGCGGUGAAAUGUUUGAGGGCAAUGAAGAGGAGAAGGUGAUAAUAGGGGAAGAAAAGGAGACAAAACAGUGUAUGUCUGCAGACAAGGCGGAGGGAGUUGAGGAUGUGCCAGUGUACUCCACUGUGAAUGAAGUAAUGGAUGAGAUUUGAGGACUGUGUAGCUUAGUGGAGCAACUUAAUGAUGCAUGUCUUUCUUUUUGUGGUGAAAUACAACACAGGUGAUUAAAAACACAUACAGUGAGACGGGCAAUACGUUAAACAUAGGAUAGGGCAUGAGUUUAUAGAGUGCAGAUAUGUAUGUUUGGAUGUGACACGUGUGGUAUUUUUUAGGAGAUUAUUUGGCCAUGUUUUGGUUGUGCUUGUGUGUUCAUGAGGCUGAUGUAGAUGUUGCGUGUAUGAACAAAAAAAAAAAUACAUGAA
Molecule: messenger RNA, 1370 nt
Organism: Micropterus dolomieu (smallmouth bass)
Lineage: Eukaryota; Metazoa; Chordata; Actinopteri; Centrarchiformes; Centrarchidae
Exons: 6
Coding region: 24-1100 (358 amino acids)
Source: RefSeq, a predicted model, not a curated record